Molecule: messenger RNA, 3468 nt
Organism: Lolium rigidum
Lineage: Eukaryota; Viridiplantae; Streptophyta; Magnoliopsida; Poales; Poaceae
Product: WEB family protein At3g02930, chloroplastic-like
Exons: 3
Coding region: 79-3090 (1003 amino acids)
Biological process (GO): reciprocal meiotic recombination
Source: RefSeq, a predicted model, not a curated record
CCACUUCUGCUGCUUCUUCUUCUUCUGCUGCUCCCCCUUCUCAAUCUGGACUCGCCGCCCCCACCUGUGUCCGCCGCAAUGCUGCCCUCCUCCAGAUCAAGAUCUGGGCCCAAUGAGUCGCCCGUCGGCAGCAGGACCCGGCCGAGCACGCCGUCCUCGGGCCACCGCCCCUCCACGCCCUCCUCCGGCUACCGCCCCUCCACGCCCGGUGGUACCAGGCGGAGCACCGCCGCUGGCACCGGCGGUGCCGGCGGCACGCCAUCCACGCCGCGCUCGCGCAAUGGGGGCGGGCCAUUCAGGUCCGAGCCCAACUCGCCGCCGUCGGCGGCCGCGGCACGCCCGCGCCUCUCCUUCGACCGCUCCCCGAGAUCCGCCGACAACAAGCCCGUCGUCGAGCGCCGGGUGCCCAAGAUCGGCACCCCUCCUCCCGAUCAGAAGCAGCUGCGGCGGGAGGCGGAGCUGCAGGGCCGGCUGGAGUCGGCGCACGACGACCUCAAGAAGGCCAAGGACCAGCUGGCCUUCGUGGUCGGCGAGAAGGACCGCCUCCUCGGCGAGCUCGGCGAGGCCAGGCGGGUGGCCGACGAGGUGCACGAGAAGCUGCAGGACGCGCUCAUGGCCAAGCGCUGGGCCGAGGAGGCCACCGAGAUCGAGAAGUUCCGCGCCGACGAGCUCGAGCAGGCUGGCAUCGACGAGGCGCAGAGGCGCGACGACGAGUGGCAGAGGGAGGUCGAGUGCGUGCGCGGCCAGCACGCCGCAGACCUCGAGACGCUCGUCACCACCACCGAGGAGCUCGAGAGGUUCAGGCGCGAGCUCGCGGUCGCCAACGAGUCCAAGAAGGCCGCGCUUGGCCAUGCUGACGAUGCCAUGAAGAUCGCCGAGGUCAAUGCUGAGAAGGUCGAGAUCCUCUCUAGCGAGGUCAUGCGCUUGAAAGGAUUGCUUGAUUCGAGCACCGCCACCGAGGAUAGUAAGAUCCGUGAAGCUGAGGCAUUUAUCAAGAAUUUAGAAUCCGAAAUCUCAGUUCUGAAAGGAAAACUAGAGGAAGCCAAAGUCCUUGAAGAGAAAUUAGCAGAGAUGGAGAAACAGACCGAGGAGCUCAAGUCACAGCUGGCUGAUGCAAAGAAAGCCGAGUCAGAAUUGCGUCAGCAGUUUGAAGAAUGGAAGCUCAAGGCUGGAUCACUGGAAAUGGAACUGGAGGAACUUACUCUCUCGGAGAAGGCCAAAAGUGAAACCCUUAUCUCCACGGCACAAGAGUUGGACACGACCCAGUCUAUUUUACAGGACAGGGAAUCUGAAAUCGAAGUGCUCAAAGGAAAGACAACGGCACUGGAAAUCGAGGUGGCAAGGCUUUCAGCAGACAUCAACGAAUCCAGUGAGCACUUGGAUGCUUCUCAGCAGGAGUUGUUUGGGCUGCAGACAACGAUAGAUGUUCUCAAGAACAAGCUUGAGGCUGCUGAAGAAGUGGCCUCCGAGGCUUUGAACAGUGAGAAGACUGCUAAUGCAAAUAUUGAGAUCCUGACCGAGGAGAAAAUCAGGCUAAUUAACGAGUUGGAUGAUGCUAGGGACAGAGAGGAGAAAGAGAGAAGGGCGGUGGAGGAUCUCACUGCUGCAUUGAGUGAGGCGUCUGGCAAAGCAAAGGAAGCACAUGAGAGAUUGCAGAACAAGGAAGAUGAUUACGAGCAUGCCCUCGCACAGAUUGGUGAUCUGAAACUGUCCUUAAAUAGCACCAAAGAGAAUUAUGAGGUAAUGCUUGACGAGGCAAACUAUGACAUCACGUGUUUACAGAAAACCGUGGGAACAUUGGAGGCUGAGGUGAUCAAGUACAGAGAAGAAUGCGAAGCUAAGGAGCUUGACAUUGUCAACUCAAGCAAGCAGUCGGGGGAAGAAAUUGCCACUCUUAAAGCAGAAGCCGACAAGGUAGUAGCAUCACUGCGAGAUGCAGAACACGAACUCGAAACCGUCAAUGAGGAGAAGGAGAGGCUUCAAGAGAAGCUAAUGCACACAGAAUCAGCAGUUACAGAAGCUAACAUGGUUGUGCAGGAAGUAAAGGCUGAGAAAGAGGGUCUUCUAGAGCAGCUGAUGCAGACGGAAUCAGCGGUUGCCGAAGCUAACACGGCCGUACAGGAGGUAAAGGCUGAGAAAGAGGAUCUUGAAGAGCAGCUAAUGCACACAGAAUCAGCUGUUGCUGAAGCUAACAAGGCCGUACAGGAGGUAAAGGCUGAGAAAGAGGGUCUUCAAGAGAAGCUAAUACACACGGAAUCAGCGGUUGCUGAAGCUAACAAGUUAGUACAGGAAGUAAAGGCUGAGAAAGAGGAUCUUCAAGAGCAGCUAACGCACACGGAAUCAGCGGUUGCUGAAGCUAACAAGAUUGUGCAGGAGGUAAAGGCUGAGAAAGAGGGUCUUCAAGAGCAGCUAAUGCACAUGGAAUCAGCGGUAGCUGAAGCUAACAAGGCUGUGCAGGCGGCUACGUCUGAGAGUUUACAACUGAAGGACAGGUUACUUGAUAAAGAGAACGCAUUGCAGAGCUUAACCCAGGAGAAUGACGAAUUCAGGCUGCGAGAAGCUGAGGCCAUGAAGAAGAUAGAUGAAUUGUCUGCUCUGCUCGCUGAAGCCAUGGUAAAGAAGCAUCCUGAGGAGGAAGAGAAGCUAGUAGUCGUCGAUGAGGUACACAGUUCAGCACGCGAAGUAGUUGCUGAUUCAGGUGCAGAAACUGAAGACACAGAAGGAGAGAGCGAUAAAAAGCCGAACACGGAACUCCUCUUUGCCAACGGGAACUCCAAUAUGGACAUGAAUCAAGAGGAAGAGAAAGAAGACAGUAAGGUUGCACAGAAGGAGGUAAAAACGGAAGAAACCACUGUACAGGAGAGCAACAAAGUCGUCGAGAACCAGCCAUGGACAGACAGGAAGCAGGAAACCGAAUCUUCCAAAGACGACCAGUCCUCCAAGGAUGAUAGCAGCACAGAUCACGUAAACGGGACGGCGUCGGCAGAAGUUACCAGCAAAGUCGCAAUGUCUCCGGUAACGAAACAGAAGAAGAACAAGCCUCUGCUGAAGAAGUUUGGCAGCCUACUGAAGAAGAAAAGCAGCAAGUAGUAGCACUAGCAGGUGAACAGAAAACACAUGUACUGUUAUUGGUGUUUACUCUGAUUUUCUUUUUUGUUUGACAGCAAGUAGUGUGCUUAAUUUCCACGCGCGACUUUUUUCUUUUGUCAAUAACUGUAUCUUGUUCUGGUGAUUGCAUUAGUUUGUGGCUGUGUCUGUUUUUUUCCCUUUUCUUUUGAAGUUGGACCUCCUGUUCUUUGCCCUAUGGGUGUGGCUAUUAUUAUCUACACGAUUUGUGGCCGUUUGUUUGUAACUGGAUGGAGUUCCUCCUAAUCACAAUGUUACCAGUCAUUUCUGAAAACUGUGUAGCUCCUUAUGACAAUCUGAUCACAUGUAUCAUCUAUUGUAAUGUAAUCUUACCUAAUUUAA